GCUAACAUGGCGGAGGCCGCGGGUUCUGCGACUCCCAGCCCGCGGGGGUGUGCGGACGGGAAGGAUGAGGCUUCUUUACUAGAGCCGGAGACUGUGGCGACGGCGAGGGACGACCCGGAGCACUUUGACUGCCAGGAACUGCUGGCGUGCCAGGUGCAGUUGGGGGUCGCAGAGGAAGAGGAGGAGGACGCGGACCUGGUGGCAGAAGCCGAGGCGGUGGCGGCGGGGUGGAUGCUCGACUUCCUCUGCCUCUCUCUUUGCCGGGCUUUCCGCGACGGCCGCUCGGAGGACUUCCACCGGGCCCGGGACAGCGCGGAAGCUAUUAUUCAUGGACUAUCCAGUCUUACAGCUUAUCAGUUGAGAACUAUAUAUAUUUGUCAGUUUUUGACAAGAAUUGCAGCAGGAAAAUCCCUUGAUGCUCAGUUUGAAAGUGAUGAACGUAUUACACCCUUGGAAUCAGCCCUGACAAUUUGGGCUUCAAUUGAAAAGGAACAUGACAAACUUCAUGAAGAAAUACAAAACUUAAUUAAAAUUCAGGCUGUAGCUGUUUGUAUGGAAAAUGGCAGUUUUAAGGAAGCAGAAGAAGUAUUUGAAAGAGUAUUUGGUGAUCCAGAUGCUCACACGGCUACCUGGACCGUGAUCCUCCUACUUGUGCUUCCUGGCAGAGCUGGAAUGAUAGGCUUGUCCCACUGUACACAGUCAUUGAUUGAGCCUUUAGGAAGGAAAUUGCUUAUGAUAAUCUCUCAGAAAGCUACAUUCCACUCCUUUUUGCAACAUUUCAGCUACAACCACAUGAUGGAGAAAAUAAAGAGUUACGUGAAUUACAUUCUAAAUGAAAAAUCAUCAACUUUUUUAAUGAAGGCAGCAGUAAAAGUAGUAGAAAGUGAAAAAGCAAGAAAAGCAAGAACAGUAAGUUCUCCAGAUAAAUCUAAUGGCAAUAAUGUUGAAAUGGAAACUGAAGUUAAUUCAGAUAAAGGAGAAAGUGUUAGUGACAAACAUUCUGCGGUACAUGAAUCCUCAGAGGGUACAGUGUCCUUAUUGAGGUCUCACAAGAAUCUCUUCUUAUCUAAGUUGAAACACGGAAGCAGGCAACAAGACUUUAGUAAGAAAGAAGAGAGAGUGGGAGCUCUUCCAAGUGAGUACUCUUACUGCAGUUUUAGAAAUGGAGAGAUGAUUUGUCCUCAAAAAUUAUCCCACCCUUUACCUCAUGACUACAACACAAAAGAAUACUUCAGGAAAUCAAAACAUAGUGGUUCAGUGUUUUGA
Molecule: messenger RNA, 1266 nt
Organism: Castor canadensis (American beaver)
Lineage: Eukaryota; Metazoa; Chordata; Mammalia; Rodentia; Castoridae
Source: RefSeq, a predicted model, not a curated record